Molecule: messenger RNA, 5443 nt
Organism: Paramormyrops kingsleyae
Lineage: Eukaryota; Metazoa; Chordata; Actinopteri; Osteoglossiformes; Mormyridae
Source: RefSeq, a predicted model, not a curated record
UGUUAUUAUUUAUUAAUCCCAGUUGGAAAAUCAAAUCGGUUCAGUGCGGUUAUGGUAUGCUCAUGGCGUUUCUGUGCUGAAAUUGCAGGUACCUGCUAUUUAGUUAAGCAACUCCGGUGUAAAAGGUGCUACACUCUUUUUCUGUUAGUCAAUAACUUGAUGUGUUAAUAUAGCUAUUUAGUCCAUAUUAAGAAACCUAGGUCAUUUUAUUUUCCAUUGGGUGCUGAUGCAUAUAUUGAAAACGCCGGCCUCGGCAUAGCUCGUUAUUCAAAUUUAUUUGUAGCUAAAAUCUUGCGGAUACUCAUAUGUCCACCUGAGCCCAUUUAAUUUGUUUCAGAUUGUAUUUGCUUAUCCAGUCGGUUCAUUUUGAUUAAAGACAAAGCCUCUUUAAGAGGAUCGUGUGAAAUGAGAUGAGUAAGAAAAACGUGUCGGAUCAGGAAGACUUGCCCUCCAAUCUGAAAGAGCUACAUGCGGGGCACGUACACAUGGCCUUAACGAUUUCCACACUUCUGCCGUUUUGAACGACGUCAGUAACCACGACAUUCUGCGGUAUGGCAUGAAAACUGCACCAUACGGCCUUAAUUUAUUCUAUUGUGAGGGGUGCCAGUAUUUUUUAAUGUAGUUCAGUUAUAUUUUCAUAGCAUAUGACUUCCUGUAACUUCAGUCUAUUGGGCCAACUGUACAUGUACACAUGCAUAGUCAUUCUUUAGUUUUCACGUAUCUCCAUCUGCAGCUUGGGGUCAGAGUGGCCAUGGGGAGUACCUGGAGAUUCGGGGCUGGUCCAGCUGCUCUUCACACCCUUUUAAAGUCCCAUAAAUAAAUGCUCGGGCUGGCUGAUCUGUCGUGUGUGCACCCCACCUCCCCAUGAGUACUGUUCGUGUCCUGCUCCCAGGAAUAAUGUUUAAAUUACAAGUCUCAGCAGAUCAGGAGCUGGAGCUGAGGCUGCUGACAGUGCAUUUUCCUGUCUCUGCCACAGCACGCCUCAGUCAGUCUGGGAGUCCAGAAGCUGGAGUGGACAGUGCUGAAGAGCCCAUCACAUCUCCCCACUUCGCUGAGCUGGGCCCCUCCCCAGAGUGGGAAUUGGGAAACAGGAGUGCCAUAAUGGGAGAAGAGGACAAGGAUGGGGCAGAGUCGAGGAAGGAGCAGUGCAGGUGGAGGCUAGAGAGGCUUCUUGGGAGCAAUGGUGCAGGGUUCGAGGUGGAGACGCCUCGAGCCGCAGACAGCAUCCGUACAGAGGACUUUGCCACCCUGUUCCAGCAGAUGAUGGUGAAUCCCCUCACCCAACAGGAUUUGGGUUACAGAGGAACCACAGGGAAGGAAUGUCUGAUGAACUACAAGGAACAAACAUUAGGGGGCGACAUGUUACAGGUGCUUUACAACCAGAGCAAGCAUGUGGGCCCUUCUUACUCCCCCCUUACAUUAAUGGGGGAUGAUUCUCACCCCUCAGGAGGGAUUCAUCCAAUCCGCACAGAAGUCUCCAAGAUCCUCUCAGACAAGGUAGAGCGCCAUCAUCUGGCAGCUAAUGCCAAUGAACCCCCUCAUGCUAAGGGGAAUGAUUGCAUGACAAACCCCAAGUAUCCGGCCCCGAAGUUCAUAUGUCUUGUGGAAUCAGGAGAGCAUGCUGGGGCCCUCAAAGACCAUGACCAGAAUAGUGAAAUGGACAUCACCUCUGAGAAGGACAGCCCUGGGACAACGUAUAAAGUCUCAGCCUGCCAUGGCUUGACCCCAUUCUCAGAUGUGACCUUUGACCUCUCGAACAACCACACUCAUCGUUCCAAAUCCCCUCUUAGAGGUGCAGACAUUACCCAGUGCACCUUGCACAGGCACAGACUACUGGAUGGAGUGAGUGAAGACACCAGGGACCCCUUACCAGUGGGAAGGUUGAGGUGUAACUCCUCCUCUUUUGUGAGCAACAGCGUGGUCUCUCCUGCAGUCACGAGUAAGACGGCUUUUGAACUUGGGCCCCCCCGGAGCUGCAGCAGAGUUGUGCGGACAGAGUCCCAGUGCCGUCUCAGUACCACAGGGGCCCAAGAGGAGCGAGGCCACGAGGGCCAAGGAGUUCCUUAUGCAACCCCCCGAGUCCGGUGUCUGGCAGGGGUUCCAGUGCCCAGCUUUGACACAGUGACCAUCGACAGUGACUUGGACUCAGUGCAAACCGACCAGGUCUGCGAGCACCUCCACAGUGCCCUCACCAGCAGUGCAGCCUGGUGCAUCCGGGUAGGUGAGCUGAGCUGUGACCAGAGUCACCUGGACUCGUACAUCCUGGGUCAAAGGCCCAGACCUGGGGGAGUGCCCGAGUCCAGUGGGGAGGUUUCAUGCAGAACCCGGCUGACCCGAAAGUCCCAUCCCACCAGAAGGGGGUCCCUCAGGACUCGGGGUAUAUCUGCCUGCAUCCCGCUGUCAGGCGACAAUGAGGACAGUGUUAACAUAGGCACAGAGGAGGGGGGCCACAGCACCUGGCAUGUCUCCCCGGAACAGAGCUCUGGGGAACCGGGGACACAGAGCUGCGUCCCCUUAAGACGACAGGCCAAACAGGACGUGGGGGAGCAUUUCUCCAGGGUGGCUGAUGGAUGGCUGGAGGGAGCUGGAUUGGACAGUUUGCCACUAGAGGGGGACCUUUGUGCUCUUAGAAGGGACUGUUCUAGAGUGGAGGAAAGGUUGGAACAGAAGAGAGCCCAGCUACGUGAAACAGAGCUGUCCCUCAGUGUCCUGCUGAAGAAGAAAGAGCAUGCACUGCAGGAGCUCCGGUGUGUGCAGGCAGCAGUGGAGCAGGCAGAGAGGGAGGCAUGGGACCUGGAGGCCAGCCUGAGUGAGAGGAGGAGGCAGGCAGAGGUCGCCAGCAGGUGGCAGCGGUGCUCCCCGCAGCUCCAGACGGGCUGUGUGCAGGAGAGCCCUGGCUGGGAGGAGGAGCUGCCUGCUGUGGAGAAGAUGCAGGCUGUUGCGUCCAGUGCUCUGGAGAGGGAGGAGGCCGAGCGGCAGCUGCACAGAGCCAAGGCAGAGCUGUUUGCCACACAGCGCCGGGCCAGAGACCAAGUGGAGGCACUGCAGGAGCGCUUGGAGGAGCUGCAGCAGGAGUUGGACCUGCAUGUGGAAAGCGAGCAGGCCCUUAGGGAGAGAUGCUCCUGUUUGGAGGAGCAGCUGCGAGGCACAUCGACACAGCAAGAGGGGCAGGAGAACCAACCGGUACCUGGCAGUUCAGAGCAGACCCUGGAAGCUCGGCUGCAGGGGCUGCAAUUGGCACUGGAGGAGAAGGCUGGCUGGGCAGAGGCGUUGGAGUGUGUCGUGACCCAGAAGGAGCUGCAGUUGAUGGGGGCAAAGGCUGAGAUCCGGACCAUGAGGGAGGAGCAGUCCGCCAAGCUGAGGGAGAUGCGGGAGCAGGCGCAAAGGGAAAAGGAGCAGAAGUUGGAGCUGCUGAAAUCGGAGCAGGCUUCUAUCAGGGAACAGGAAAUUCAGCAGGCCCAGCGUCAGGCCGAGGAGGCACAGCUGAAGACCCUGAGGGAACAGGCUCUCACUCACCACCAGCACAUGGAGGCCACACACGGCUGCAUGCAGCUGAAAGAUGAGGAGCUGAAGAAGCUGGUAGCAGCCCAGGAGCAGCGGGUGGAGGAGCUGCAGAUGGAGGCUCGGGAAAUGCUUCAGCAAGCCAUAGAACAGGAGCAGAAGAAGUGGGAGACAGAAAAGGAGGAGAUCCAAAGGCAGCAUGACUUAGAGAAGGAGCAGGGCCAGCAGGCGGUGGAGAGAGCAAAAGAGGAGGCCGAGAGAGAGCAGAGGAAUGUCCUGAGUCAGCAGAAGCAGAUCAUGCAGCUGCAGCGCGAUAUAAAGGAGCUUGAGGCUGAGGGGUGGCGGCUGCGGCGGGAGCAGGCAUCUGCGCUGACCGAAUUGCGCAGGACUUUCAUGGAAGAGCAGCAGGCAGAGCUGCAGAGGCUGUCCAGACAUGCAGAAAAGGAGCGACACAAGGAGGUGCGCCAGCUCCAGAAGGCUCUGGAUCGGGCCAAAGUAGAUGCCAGUGGCCUGCAGGGGGUGCUGUUAGAGUGUAAACAGACUCAAGAGGAGGAUGCAGCCAAGGUGGAACAGCAGCACAAGGAAUGGGCUCUGGCACUUGGGGUGGAAUGUCAGCGCCUGCAGGAGGUUUUUGGGCCUGCGGAGGGUGCUGUAAACCUCCAGAGCAGUCCUACAGUGGCCCAGGCAGUGCAAACAGUGCAGGCACUGGGCGAUCAGCUCCGUGCACACAUCUCCCAUCUGCGACAGGAGCUGGACUCGCAGAGAGAGGCCACACAGCGCCUGAUGCAAGAUAAGGAGCGUGAGCUGCAGAGACAAAGGGACCUGCUUGCAGUGGAGAAGGAGCAGACUUUGACCUCACUAAGGCAGCAUCUGAUUCAGGAGCACAUGGAAGAGCUCAGCAGUCUGAAGCGAAAUUGGCUACGCAACAGCAGCCAUGGGGAAGCGGGUGGUCUGAUCACAUCGCUACGGCGACAGCUGCAGGAUAAAGAUGAGGAGCUGCGGGAGGUGCAGAGGAACAUGGGACACUGGAAGGAGCAGACCACGGCUCGGCUGGCGCGCAAGUUUGAGGAAGAGAUGAUGGCCGAGCUGGAAAGGAGAGUCCCAAGGACAAACAUGGAUAAGUACACUCAGCUACAGCGAUGGGAUGAUGAGAUGCAGAAGGGGCCUGCAGGCCUGCUCUCUGCUUCAUCGCCAUCCCUCCUCUUCAGCGAUCCCUGUAGCGUGCCUAUAGCCCCAGGCCUGGGUUCCCUGAAGCUGCUGAAGCACCUGCGAGUGCGAGUCAGGCAGCUCCGCUCCGAGAGCUGGGCUCACACCAGUACCCCUGUACAGCGGGCCACAGCGGGAGACCUGGCGGGCUCCUACCUGGAGACGGUGUGCACCCUCCGAUUGACUACAGCCAUCGCUGCCCCUCUUAGCGCUGUGGUUUCCCCUGACUCUGAUUUGCAAUUAUAAUCCACCUGUUAUGUUGAAAAUGAACCUAGUUUAGUCAUGAAAUCAUAUAUAGGUAACAUCCAGAAUAAGGAAACCCUCCAAAAUGACUGAGCACUAGGCCAUCAUAAUAGCUUCCAUGCACUUGGGCAAAAAGCAAGCAAAUUCUUUGAGGAACGAGGUUUCAUUAUUCAAGAUUUAGUUAUUUCUCCUGGCAUUCAUAGACAAAAUAACCGGCUUCAGUUUGUACACAUCUAACCAACCAGCUUAUUUAGUGCUUCUUGUGAUAUGUCAACACUAAUACUUGUGUUUGGUGCCAGCAGAUUUCCCCAGCACUGGAGAGGAACCGAUCCCACACUAGGAUGCUCCAGAGUUGAUACAGACUCCUCCAACCACAAGUGGGCCUAGAUAAACACAGACAAAUUGAGGAUCCUCAUCAGAUUACGCUUCAUAGCCCUAACCCUCCAUGCAUGAAGUUCUUCACCUUUCAGUGCAUGCUGCUCUGAAGGCUGCA